AACCAGACAACCCAGCUCGCAUAAAGAUCUUGAACCCCGAUUUCUUGGGUUUGCUAGGCUAGGCUCGGUAAAUAGAGACUCCCAGCUUCUUUUGCCUUUGUAUCUGACCGUCAUUUCAUCAGUUGGUUCCUUUAUCUGAAUCAGAUGAACAAUCAGGUGACAAAACUACAGACAUCACCACUCUCUUUCUUGCAGGCCUACUGCAUGUACUGAUGGUAAUUCCCUGAAAACACAUACACGCUGGUGAAUAAAUCAGUAAUACAUGUUUACAUGUCCUUACAUGCUUCGUGUCUCAGUAUUCAUUAUCUUUGUGAUUGAAGGUUUGUCUGCUGGUGAAGAGGUGUGCCAUGGGAGCAAAUUUAAGCUGCCAUUAAGAUAUACUCCCCCUCUUUACAAUGGACCAUUAUACUUCAUACCAAGUAAUGGGGGGCCCAAGAAACUGGUGAUGGACAAUGGGGAGGUGAAGGACCCACGCUUCACACUCAGCACUCACUCCUUUCACUUAAACGACGUGAUGGAAAGAGAUGAUGGAUAUUUUUCCACAUCGUUUAAUGGUGAAAACAUGAUUGCCAAACUGGAAUAUCUGGAUUGUGCCCACAAUAUCUCAAAGAAAUAUGGGUAUGGGUGGAGCGAGGAGAUCCCUUCACACGCCAGUUUCCUGGAAUACACUAAUUUGAAUAGUUCAGACCACCCAAAGAUCCUGUGGAAUCGCACAGACCCUGAAGUCAUUGUCGGACAAAAAGGACGAGUGAUAAUAAAUGCCUUUGAGAUUUUGUACCUCACCCAGGAAGACAAUGGCUACUACAACUUCAGGAAAAGAGACAACACUCUUCUGUAUAGGGGGCGCCUCGUGGUAGAAGGAGAAACUAUACACUAUGAUCCAAAGAAGGAUGAUCACCUCACCAUCAAUUUUCCUUGGAUUGAAUCCACAUGGACAGUGACUUUUACCCCUAAGGGGAAAAUGAAACCCCACACAGUGAUGAAAGCUGGGUUUCCAGUCAUCAGUGGAAGCUGGUUCAGUCAUAGAAUUCAGGUUCUGAAAAAUAAGUUUGAAAUUAAUCCUGUGGAAAGCACCGACUCUGGUACCUUUGAGUUCAGAGACCCGCAAGGCAACCUGGCAUUGACUGCGAUAGUGGAGGUAUAUCAAGAGUCUUCUGCAUUGAAAUAUUUACUUGCCAUUGGCGGGAUUAUCCUUGUGGGGAUCCUCUGUUGUUGCUGUUUCUGUUGUAGAAGAAGGUGUUGUAAUGGAGACAAGUCUGCUUCUCAGGCUGCAGCAGCUCCUGCUGUGUAUUACCAUGGUGAUCAUAAACCUGCAGGUCAAAGUUACUCAGCUGUACCGCCUCCUCCAGCUUUCUCUCAUCAGCCUCAGACCUCGUUGUACCCUACAGCUACCUCCUAUGAGCCAGCAGUGUACCACCCUGUUAACGUCCAUGUGAACCCUUCUCAGCCUGAGAUUACACUACCAGCAGGGCCGAUACCUGCUCCAGGUCCAUCUGUCGGCUCAGACGUUCUCUCCUCAGACUCUGAGCUGAGGUUUAAGCAGAAGGGACUGGCCCUUUCCUCUGCUUCUCCUCUCAGCGUAGACUCUACUUCUUGUGACGUUUACACCUCAGAUAAACUAAACUUCCUGUAAAGAGCAAGCUGAGAUUGGUCAUGUUAAAGUUGAAUUCAUGUUUUUUUAGCCCCCGACUGGACUGUGUACUAUACGCACUUUAAAAUAUAAAGAUAGUUUGGUUACCUACAGUAGAGGGAGGUUAGCAGCACACCUCCAGUUUGUAGAAGCAGACAUGUGUAUUGGCUCAGAAGCCAUGCAAUGAUCGGAUGUGGACGAACCAGGCAACAAAAUGUGUUUCCUAACGCAAUAGGCAUCUUAAACUUAAUUAUAUCGAAUAAACCUUGCAGAAGGACUUUCUCUGAUCGAGAACUGAAACCAUCAUAUCAAUCUAUUCUUUUCUCAUCACACAGACUUGCUGGUCUACUGCUGCCUCCAUUAGUUUGUUUCAUUGUGUGAGUUUGUUCACAUGUUCAGACUCUUGUUUGGUCAAAACAAAACUCACACGCAGGUGCCUUUUACUGCUGAUUCUGUCCACAACAGUCUAUUACUUAGUUUCUGUGUAAGCACUGCUCUCUGGUUUUUAGGUCAUACACUGAAUAUGGAUCACUACAUACAACCAUCAUUUAAAAUGAUCAAUUUACAUUUUUGUAACAUCAGCCUGAUAAGACUGUCAGAAAGGGAUUGAGCAGAAAAAAUGGUGUCCUUCACAUUACAUCCUUAAGUAUGUCAUAUCUUCUCUCUCUGACAAAGACAUUUAUGAACAAACCAAUCAAUAUUAAUAUUUUUGUUUCUACUUAACUCUAAAUUGGUUGUACGGGUGUAGCUUAAAGUUAAGCAGUUUAAUUCUGCCAUAAUAUACAAGAAAUAUGCGUGCCAUACAUUUGAGCUUUAAUUUUGUGCAAAUAAUAUACACAUGAUCCUGCUAGAUGAGGUAUAAGAUGAAGAGGAUGAUGUUACCAGCUUUACUUAUUGUUGUCAACUACUUUAUAUUUUACAUCAUUUGCCUUCUGCUCCAUAUAUAAUGUAUUUCUACAUUAUGAGUUAUGAUAUUGAUAUUGGCUUAUUUCAUGUUUGUUAUAUACUUUGCAAAAGUGUCAGUCCUAAAUCUGGGUCUGUCUGUGUUUUUGUUGCUCCUGUGCAACUUCGACUGUUAUCUUUUUUGGAUCAUGAAAUACAAUGAUAAUAUUUUUUAUACAUGUGUUUGUUUGUAUUAUAUGAAAAUAUAUAAUCCCGAUUUUUGUUAUUUAGUAAAAAUGCCACUGAAUCUUAAAACCUUAACUUUAUCAUUAAAACCCACAUCAGGAUGAAGUAGAAACAAUAUUGUCAAUGUAUUUAGCAUAGAAGAAUUAAACUGCCGGGUUCAAUUAUCGGGGGCUCAAUUAUUGUUGCAUGCAUUCCCACACGAAGUGCAACAAGAUCAUCUCAGUGAGUGCACCGAUGGACGUUAUUUCUCUGAAACUGUGGUCAGUGCUGUGAGUAAACAGAUUUAAUGUAUAAAAUGGUGCAUUACCCUUAUAAUCAAUACAUCCUGAUUAAAGGAUUACAGAAAGGCUUUACAUGCAGAUUGAACAUUUGAAAUUAUAUAACAAAAACAUUGUCAAAAGGCUACCAAAUAUUCUAAUUAAAAUGUAUGUGCUCCAUGG
Messenger RNA from Mugil cephalus (flathead mullet), 3198 nucleotides. RefSeq lists its product as uncharacterized. The transcript is spliced from 8 exons. The record is from RefSeq and is a predicted model, not a curated record. Lineage: Eukaryota; Metazoa; Chordata; Actinopteri; Mugiliformes; Mugilidae. The coding region runs from base 263 to 1633 and encodes 456 amino acids.